CGCGGCGCUGCGGCGUCUCUCUCGGUCCGGGGUCAGUGGCCGGACCGCCCCAGGCGGUGUACCGUGCAGAGUGCAGACGGCGGCUCAGGCACCGGCAGCUGCAGCGCCACACCGAUUGAACUGCCGAGAGUGGUGGCGAUCCAUUCCGAGAGGUCAGAAAGUGUAAAGACGAGUGAUUCGGGUUGUGGUUUGUGGCAGCGAAUAGAGGACAGUGAGCAACACGGUGUCAUGCUACAUAGUGGCAUAGAAUGGCCAUUUUGUGGCCACGCAGAGUCCUGCUGAGAAGAUGGCGACUUCGAGGUGCAACGCAGAUUGUGUUGGUUGUGUUCCUGGUCCAGUUGCUGAUUGUAUGCUUUAGCCAAACAGGGCCCCCAGCGCCCUCCGGGUCCCCGUCGACACCGUCUUUGUCCGUCUGUCGGCGCGUGUACCGUCUGGGCUCGGUCCGGUACCGCGAGGAGGCGGCGCCACCGAACAGCGACACCUGCCUGCCGCCGCCGCUCACCGGGCCGCUGCUGCGCCGCUGUGUGGAGCGGCGCGCCCGGCGCCGCCGCAGGCCCACCUCCAUCCUUCUUCUGGGCGACUCGCGUCUGCGGAACCUUUACCAACACUUGGCCCAGGAGCUGGGCGUUCCUACUCCGCCCGAAGACACCAAUCGUUAUCCCGACUGGCAGCGAGGCAUCCACUGGACCAACUCUCCGGAGCGCUGGUGUCGGGUGUGCCCGUGGCACUGCUGUCCGCGCGCGGCCGCCGCCGCCGGCGUGUCGCUGCGGUUCGAGUGGCGGCCGUUCUGGACAGAGGCCACGGUGACGGAGCUGGAGGCGGCCGCUGAGAGCUGUGAGCGUGGUCACCGCGACUGUCCAGACCUGGUGCUGGUGAACGGGGCGCUCUGGUACAUGAAGGCAAUGCUGAAGGUAAACGCCUGGAGCGGGGACACUGCGCAGCUUCUGUUGCUCCUGCGCGCGCAGCUGGCACGUGCAGCAGCGGCCCUGACGCGACUGGCUUCUCUGACACGGACGAUAUGGAAGCUGGAUGAGGGGACACCCUCGGACGUGCACCUGAUGGUGCACAGCGCGAGCCCAUCCGAGAUUCCCGUGGUACACAGCCUGGUGUACGACUUAGCGAGGAAGGUUCCUGGUCUGACCGUCUGGUCAUCUGCCCUGCCGGAGUCGACGGGGUUCCUCAGACACACCUGCUACUCUAUGCAAGGCCGUCAGGAUCCCGUUACCUCUGAAGACUCGACUCCUGCCGUCCUGGUCAACGGCCGUCCUCAAAACGACCGCGUGAGCAGCAACCGCACCUUCAUCCGCGAGUGUGGCAAGGAGGCCCUGCACCUCAGUGAGGCAGUUAUGUCCAGAGCAGUGCGUAUGAUGUUUGCCGAACUUUGCCCGCAGGAAGGUGAGAGUGCGAUGGAGGGGAGGGAGAAGACCAGAGAGGCCCUUGAGACAACGUGCUGUUGGGGAAAUAUAUUGGAAGCUACGUAACUACAGCAGCUUGAUAACGCGACAGACGACAUGGGAUAAAACA
Messenger RNA from Amphibalanus amphitrite, 1524 nucleotides. RefSeq lists its product as uncharacterized. The record is from RefSeq and is a predicted model, not a curated record. NCBI's taxonomy places the organism in Eukaryota, Metazoa, Arthropoda, Thecostraca, Balanomorpha, Balanidae. The transcript is spliced from 3 exons. Bases 249 to 1481 code for a protein of 410 amino acids.